AUGUCUAUGACCGUCAAAGCCUAUCUCCUUGGAAAGGAGGACGCACCGAAAGAAAUUCGUCGCAUUGCUGUCGACCAAGAUGUUUCAACGAGUUUUGAGUAUCUGAAAAAAAAGGUUGAGGAUGUUUUCUCAACCCUGCGAAAUGUCACCUACCAAAUGUUUUACAAAGGUAAGCCUAUACUAGUGUAUGAUUUUAACGUAGGCCUAUACUGUAGUAUCAUCGAUUGUGUUUAUUAUGUUUUCAUAUCUGAAUAUUCCUGUUGGUGUUUGGCUGUAAUCUUCCAUAAUAUUGUCGGGCGCGCGCAGCGCAGUGCGCACUGAAACAACUAGCUACUGAUUAAUGUCGACGCAUAGACCAAAGUGUGUCAAAGUUGCAAUAAAUUCAAUAAUCUGCUGACCAAAAUAGAGCUCAACAUGACAAUUUGUCUUUAUGCACCAUAUUGCACUAGAUCAAUCUGAUAGAGCUGGUACACAGAGCGUUAUUACAUGCCUGCAUUUAACAGCAUUUCAUGGUGAAUGUCAGAUAGAAAUUGAGUGAGUAGGCCCUGUUUCAUGUAUGUCAUACAUGCAAUGAUGUAGAUGUAGUAAAUAAAUACAAAAAGUCAAUUACCAAUUAUAGCCUUAAUUCUUCAAUAGGCUAAGGCUGUUUUACUACGUUUCACUGAACUAGCCCUGCCUGCACACCUGUCAGUUCAUAGUGGACAAAACAUCCAUUAAUUAUAACAUGGGAUACAGUGGUGGGGGCACAUAUGUUUUUUAUAAGCCAGUGUUUAGGCUUUUAAGAUUGGAAAGGGGGGUCUCUUGCCGUAACUUAGCAACAGAUGGCAUUAACCCAGGGGAAAAAAACAAUACAAUUCUAUAAGAGCUCUACUCCCAAUAAGCCUCCUCAACCCAAGGGAAUCAGAAGUGACCUAUUUCAUACAGUAAUAUUAUUCACUGGUACCACAUCACAAAAUUGACGUUUUCCAUAUUGGGCAUCAGGGCUGGGGUCAAUUUCAUUACAACGCAGUCAAACCAGGAAGUCAAUUGUAAUUCAAUAUAUGAAUUGAAAAGACUUCAUUGCUAAAAAAUUGGGCAUUUUCAAAAACGGACUUUGAAAUUGACAACCCUGUUGGUCUUAGCACAACACCUUUUGAAGGAACAAUAUUCCCUAAACUAACCAUUGUGCUUCAUGUACUUAUUGUGAUCGAGAUGUAGUUGUCCCUGAUUGCACUGACUUUGCUCACAGCUGCUUGUUUGAAGAAGUGUACUUACUGUGAUCAAGAUGUGGUUGUCCCACUGGUUAUCAUAAGUUGAAUGCACCAAUUUGUAAGUCGCUCUGGUUAAGAGCGUCUGCUAAAUAACUUAAAUGUAAAUAAAAAAGCUAGUGAGGAUAAGCUGUGGACAGAUGUCCUUACUUGUGAACUCUGGCAGCUAUUAUGUAAUUAUCUGGCUGAGAUAAAGAGGAGCUGACAGGAAACAAUGGCUUAGUGAAUUAGAUGUGACGACUUCUUUGUUUAUUUUCUACCCAGAUGAAGACGGUGAUAUGAUCGCCUUUUCCACUGACGAUGAGCUUAUCAUGGGCCUCACCUGCAUCAAGGACUACACCUUCCGCCUCUUCAUCAAGGGUGAGUCUUUUGUGAUCAAAUCUAAUAGAUAAAAAUGAAUAGAAUUGUUACUAAUGUGGAAUGUAUUAAGUAAUCAUUACCUUUACUAGAAUAACUUAGCAUUCUCAUUGUUACUGACACAUUGUAGUUCAUAAGUACACCCGCCACACCCGUUGCUGACAGGUGUAUAAAAUUGAGCACAGUCAUGCAAUCUCCAUAGACAAACAUUGGCAAUAGAAUGGCCAUACUGAAGAGCUCAGUGACUUUCAACAUGGCACCGUCAUAGGAUGCCACGUUUCCAACAAGUCAGUUUGUCAAAUUUCGGCCCUGCUAGAGCUGCCCCGGUCAACUAAGUGCUGUUAUUGUGAAGUGGAAACGUGUAGGAGCAACAAUGGCUCAGCCGCGACGUCGUAGGCCACACAAGCUCACAGAACAGGACCGCAGAGUGCUGAAGCACGUAGCGCAUACAAAUUGUCUGUCCUCUGUUGCAACACUCACUACCGAGUUCCAAACUGCCUCUGGUAGCAACUUCACCACAAUAACUGUUAGUCGGGAGCUUCAUAAAAUGGGUUUCCAUGGCCGAGCAGCCGCAUACAAGCUUAAGAUCACCAUGUGCAAUGCCAAGCGUCGGCUGGAGUGGUGUAAAGAUCACCGCCAUUGGACUCUGGCGCAGUGGAAACGAGUUCUCUGGAGUGAUGAAUCACGCUUCACUAUUUGGCAGUCUGACAGACUAAUCUGGGUUUGGCGGAUGCCAGGAGAAUGCUACCUGCCCGAAUGCAUAGUGCCAACUGUAAAGUUUGGAUGAGGAAUAAUGGUCUGGGGCAGUGUUUUAUGGUUCGGGCUAGGCCCCUUAGUUCCAGUGAAGGGAAAUCUUAAUGCUACAGCAUACAAUGACAUUCUAGACAAUUCUGUGCUUCCAACUUUGUGGCAACAGUUUGAGGAAAGCCCUUUCCUGUUUCAGCAUGACAAUGCCCCCGUGCACAAAGCGAGGUCCAUACAGAAAUGGUUUGUCGAGAUUGGCGUGGAAGAACUUGACUGGCCUGCACAGAGCUCUGACCUCAACCCCAUCGAACACCUUUGGGAUAAAUUGGAACACUGACUGCGAGCCAGGCCUAAUCGCCCAACAGCAGUGCCCGACCUCACUCAUGCUCUUGUGGCUGAAUGGAAGCAAGUCCCCUCAGCAAUGUUCCAACAUCUAGUGCAGGGAUCAUCAACUAGAUUCAGCCUUGGGACGCUUUUCUUUCUUGAGAGGCUGGUCAGGGGGCCGGAGCAUAAUAACAAUUUGUAGCCUGCAAGUUGACCGCAAGAUGCCCAAACAGAUAUAAUGUUUGACUAAAACAUAAUCAUUUCAAACCUUGCUUACAUUUGUAUACGAUCAUGUGUAGGAAUACUUGGGAACAGAUUUCUUAAAUUAAAACCACUUGGAGCUGAUUUCCUGGUGUUUUUUAGUAUUUUACGUCCAACAAUGAACAUUUCCAUAAAAAAAAGAAAUACACUUUUGUUGGGUAACCCUGAUCUAGUGGAAAGCCUUCCCAGAAGAGUGGAGGCUGUUAUAGCAGCAAAGGGGGGACCAACUCCAUAUUAAUGCCCAUGAUUCUGGAAUGAGAUGUUCGACGAGCAGGUGUCUACAUACUUUUGGUCAUGUAGUGUACUUGCUUUUCUUUACAGAGAAGAAGGCGCACAGGCGUGAGUUCCCUGCUUUUGCCUUCCCCGGCGGUGUCCCCCCUUUCGCCUUCCUCCCUCCCCCUGGAGCACCCCAUACGGGACCUCCCCCACCCCAUGGUCACGGCCCCCAUGGUCACGGCCCCCACGGGCCCCCCAUGGUGCACCCCAACGUGACCUGUGACGAAUGUGAGGGCUCUGUGGCGGGGACCCGUUUCAAGUGCACCGUGUGCCCUGACUAUGACCUGUGCUCCACGUGCCAAGCCAAGGGGCUCCACAAGGAGCACGUCCUCAUGCCCAUCUGGCACCCCUUCAGCAACGCAUUCGAGGUGAGACACACAUCUUAUGUUUAUGACUUGUGUUUCUAAGUGGAUAUAUACACAUAUCUGAGCAAUUUUAAAACUCCAUUGAAAGUGUUUUUUUGUCCAGGAACAAAAAGGGGCGUAUGAAUGUGUGGUUAGGGAGAGAGAAAUGGCCUCUAUAGUUGUUCUUCUACUCACAGUGGUGCCCUCGUGGGGGGAAGUGGAUGCGGAAGAUGAGGCACUGCAUGUGGGCUCAGGCCCAAAGCCAGUCCCAGCCUGGUCCCUCUGUGUCCCAGCCAGGCCAGGCGGUCCCGGGGGACAGACAGCCCUCUGAUGCCUCAUCUGCUGCCUCCCAGCAGUCUCAAGCCAAUAUGGAUUACCUGAAGAACAUUGGAGAAGGGGUGGCAGCCAUGCUUAGCCCACUGGGUAAGACCAAGAGAAAAGCCCCAUUAUAAUAGUUUCAUAAUUAUUAUCAAUCCAUUAUUUGAAAUGUACUGACUACUCUAAAUUUAAAUACACUGAAAUUGCUUACUUACCCUCUAUGUUGCCUGCAGGUAUCGAUGUAGAUAUUGAUGUGGAGCACGAGGUGAAGAGGACCAAGGUGAUGACCACCAAUCCAACCCCACUUGGGUCAGGAGGCCCCCCCAGUGCUAGGAGCGACAACGGGUCAGAGGGAGCAGGGGCUAAAGAGGGGGACAUGGACGUGGACGGGCUGAGCAGCCUGGGGAGCACCAGUGAUUUGGCUACGGUAUGAUGCACACAUCAGAAAAGUUUAAAUCACAAUGUUUCAUUAUAAUGAAUAAUUAAUCACAAGUAAUGGUGAAGAAUAAAAUACAAUGGCCUCUCUGAGAUGGUAUGUGUUGUUGAACUCUAUGAAUCUCUCUGUGCAGGGUGGUAAAGACGCAGGGGGCAGUGGUGACGAGGAGUGGACCCACCUGACCUCCAAGGAGGUGGACCCCUCUACAGGGGAGCUCCAGUCUCUCAGGGCAGGCAAGGAGGGCUCUCUGGAAGUCCCAGAGUCCCCUACUGUCCCCCAGGGUCCCUCACAGGAACCACAGAAGUCACUCACUCUCGCUGAGGCCGCAGCCUACCCCCACCUUCCUCAAGGUAAGAUAGUUAGAGAAUGAGAAUUCUCUUAUCACUAGGAGCAGUUGUUGUGGUGAUAUCCUUAUCCUCACUAGUAGUAGUAGUUGUGACAGGCAAUGGUAGUUAUAUCCCCAUUUAGUAGUAGGCAUCAUGGUACUUAUGAUAUCCCUGAUUACUAGUAGAAUUGCCUACACCAGAGACUGACCCUCCACUGUGUCCUGUUUGUGUCUAGAUGCCGAUCCACGCCUGGUGGAGUCCCUGUCCCAGAUGCUGUCCAUGGGCUUCACAGAUGAGGGUGGCUGGCUCACCCGCCUCCUCCACACUAAGGACUGCGACGUCGGGGCCGCCCUGGACACCAUCCACUACUCCAAAUCCCAACAGAAGUAA
Molecule: messenger RNA, 5023 nt
Organism: Coregonus sp. 'balchen'
Lineage: Eukaryota; Metazoa; Chordata; Actinopteri; Salmoniformes; Salmonidae
Source: the annotation of a GenBank genome assembly